CUAUUAUUGAGGGGCCAGCUGGGUUCUAUCCUUCCCUCUUGGCCUCCCCAGCAUGUGGGCUGGUUGGCUUGCUUGUUGCCCAGGGAGCCUGGUGGCCCCUCCUACUGCCUGAAAUGCUUACUGAGGUCACCCUGGGACUGGGCGGGGGAAGCAGGGGCAGGGUGAUGGAAGGUCUGGGGUAGAAGAAGCAGCUGCUGAAGCCCCACCCUAGUCUUGCCCUGCCCCACAACCCCUGCAAGAACUGGCUGCCCAGAGACAGAAGGAGACCUGUUUCCUUUAAAAGUGAUGUCUCCCUACUACCAAGUUGCCUUGAACCCCUCGCAGUCUGGAUUGCAUGGUUCAGAGUUCUUUUGAAGCCCAGGAUUUGAUGCUACCCCGGAGAUAGCAUCCAGUCUCCCAGUCUCAGAUCCCCAGGGAGGCAGACACGUGACUUCAGCCUAAGAUUAAUCCUUCCUUGACCACAGCCAGAAAGGCUUCCUCAAUGGCUCCUAAGCGCAAGGUAGCUUCUGUAAGCACUGGAACACCCAAGAAGGAGAAACGAGAGGCAGAGGAUGACUUCCGCUCAGCCCUUGAGGCCCUUAAAGCUGCCCCCAAGGAGACACGAAAGGCUCGGGUGGAUUCCGUGUGCCAACUCAGCAGCAACCCUGCUGUCCAGGUACACGAGGACUACGACUGUACGCUGAACCAGACCAACAUAGGAAACAACAACAACAAAUUCUACCUCAUCCAGCUGGUGGAUGACAACGGGCGCUACGCCUGCUGGAACCGCUGGGGUAGAGUGGGAGAGACCGGCCAGUUCAAGCUAAGCUUUUUCCCCUCCUUGGAUGAAGCCAAGCGAGGCUUUGAGAAGAAGUUCCAGGAAAAAACCAAGAACCGCUGGGCUGACAGAGACAACUUUGUGGCCCAUCCGGGCAAGUACACGCUCAUCGAAGUGCAGGCCGAUGAUGGUGAGGUGGGCCAGGAGGGCGUGGUCAAGGUGGACAGUGUGGAUGGGGUCCAGGCUGGUCAGUGGAAUGUCAAGCCCUGUACCCUAGAUCCCCCCACCCAGGAACUGGUGUCCCUCAUCUUCAGCCAUGAUAUGUUCAAUGAUGCAAUGAAGACCAUGAACCUUGAUGUUAAGAAGAUGCCCUUGGGGAAGCUGAGCAAGCAGCAGAUUGCCAAGGGCUUCGAGGCCUUGGAGGCCCUAGAGGCUGUCCUCCAGAAGAGCUCAGAGGCAAAAGAGCUUGAGGAGCUGUCCUCCCGCUUCUACACAAUCAUCCCCCAUAACUUUGGCAGGACCCGCCCCCCACCCAUCAACUCUCUGGAGGUCCUUCAGGCCAAGAAGGACAUGCUAUUGGUCCUGGCUGACAUUGAGCUGGCCCAGGCCCUGAAGGCUGGACAGGAGGAGAAAGAAAAGAAGAUAAAGGUAGAGGAAGUGCCUCACCCACUGGACCGUGAUUACGAGCUCCUGAAAUGCAAGUUGCAGACACUGGCAGCCAACACUCAUGAGUACAAGCUGAUUGAAACCUACCUGAAGAAGACAGGAUGGCCUCAUCUCCACAUUCUCCAUGUCUGGAAAAUUAAUCGAGAGGGGGAGGGAGAGCGGUUCCAGGCCCAUGACAAGCUAGAGAACCGACGGUUGCUGUGGCACGGAACUAACGUGGCAGUGGUGGCUGCUAUCCUCAAGAGUGGCCUCCGGAUCAUGCCCCACUCGGGUGGGCGUGUGGGGCAGGGUAUCUACUUUGCUUCUGAGAACAGCAAAUCAGCUUGUUACGUGGGCUGCACCUCUCAAAAAAUGGGCCUCAUGUUCCUGAGUGAGGUGGCUCUGGGCCAGGAGCACCACAUCACCCAAGAUGACUCUGGCCUUCGGCAGCCACCACCAGGGUAUCACAGCAUCGUGGCCCGGGGCCACACGGAGCCUGACCCCCGCCAGGACGUGGCGCUCGAGCUGGAAGGGCACAAGGUGAUGGUGCCCCAAGGCCCGCCUGUGCCCGUGCCUGACUUCCAGAAGUCCACGUUCUCCCAGAGCGAAUACCUGAUCUACAAGGAGAGCCAGUGCCGGCUCCGCUACCUGCUGCUGCUACACUUCUGAGCUUGCCAGGGCCCAGGCCAGAGCCCCUGGGGUGGUGGGACCCCUCCCCUGGACGAGGCUAGGCUGGCCCAGCACCUGUGCAUUGCUUGUGAAUAAAGCAGGAAGGAAUAAAGUCUCUCCGGCUGACUGCC
Molecule: messenger RNA, 2202 nt
Organism: Vombatus ursinus (common wombat)
Lineage: Eukaryota; Metazoa; Chordata; Mammalia; Diprotodontia; Vombatidae
Gene: PARP3
Product: poly(ADP-ribose) polymerase family member 3
Exons: 12
Coding region: 482-2071 (529 amino acids)
Cellular component (GO): site of double-strand break
Molecular function (GO): NAD+ poly-ADP-ribosyltransferase activity
Source: RefSeq, a predicted model, not a curated record